Molecule: messenger RNA, 7915 nt
Organism: Homalodisca vitripennis (glassy-winged sharpshooter)
Lineage: Eukaryota; Metazoa; Arthropoda; Insecta; Hemiptera; Cicadellidae
Product: protein Daple-like
Exons: 9
Coding region: 197-1837 (546 amino acids)
Source: RefSeq, a predicted model, not a curated record
UUCCCAACCCAGUCUUGCUCUGUCAGCCCGAGUGUUGGUGUUUGUGAUUGUCGUGUUUGCGUGUUUUGUGGGUUUUCGUGACAUAAACUUUGAUUUUAUUAAUUAAAUUUUUAUCUGUGGCAACAUUUUGUGAAUAUAUAGAAGUUGUGCACUAUCUGGAUAAACAAUACUCUCAUAAAAGACAUACGUUGCUGAAAUGACUGAUCUUCUGAUACAGACUGCUUCGAGCAGUCCUCCGAGGAGUGAUUCGUUUCGAUAUGGUCUGUUAGACGGUUGUCGGAGCCCUAUCAUAGCACGGUACACCGGUUUUGAAGACAGACCUUCAGGACUAGGACUGUCUGACUUGAAGCACAGCAAGAGCGAUGAUCUGGUCCUGCAGAGCGCACCGGUGGCAGCCCCAGAAAUGCACCACGGAAUCAGUGAUGCUGCAAUACAGAUUCAGAAAGAGGCUUGUGUUGUUUAUGAAGACGACAUAUCAGUGUUGCCGAGUGUUCUACCGAAGAGUUUGCCCGUUUACUACAGUGAUAGUGAGACCAGUAAUGUAACCAAGUGUGCUCCUAUGGAAAAGUCGGUUCUCAAGAUUACUGGGGAUUUCGGUUCAGAUGGUCCGUCCAGAAGAUCAAGUCGACACAUCGGCUUGUACGAUAGGCUUGAUCCUGAGGACAGCAUAAGAGAUAUAAUAUCAGAAAAUGAUUUCUAUAGAUUCGUGUUGUUCAAACGCCAUUACGAGAAGUACUUGGACAUCUCGCAGAAGUACGAGGAGGCCCGGAACAUCGCGUACUACUUGGAGGAGAAGUACCACGAGAUUAAGGCGGAGAGAGACCGGCUGGCAAGGCGGCAGAUGGAACUGGAACGGCGGAUGGAAAGCAGAGACGUGGAACUGCACGACAAGGAGGAAGAACUGUUCUUGCAACUGGAAAAAGCCAUCCGUCUAGAAGAGGAUUGCGAGAAGCUAAGAACGGAGAAAGAGAAAAUGGUUGAAUGGAAAGAAAGACUAGAACGUGAGAAAAAUGAAGCAUAUCGCCAGCUGAAGCUACAAGCGGAAGAGUCAGAGACCACCAGGCGCAGACUGGAGAGAGCCCGCAAUGAUGUGGUACGCCAGGUUACGGCCAUUGUGGCGGAAAAAGACUCCCUGGAGAGAGAGAAUCUACGACUCAAAGAAGCGUUAGAAGACAUUGAAAGAAAAAGUCACCGAAGUGGAAGGAGCACUCACAGCGUUCAUGGCUUGGAAAAAGAGGUGUGCGAUUUGAAACAGGUGGCAAAACAAAGUGCCACCCUAAACAGUCAACUGAAGAAGGGCAUGAAACACCUGGCGACUUGCAGGCGGCGCAAGUGUUCGGUCUGUGCGUACACCCGCGCUACCUUCGGAGAGUAUGCGGCUAAUGACAGUGGCAAGAAGCUGUUCUCGUGUUUCGUGGACACAAGGAAGCGUUCAAGGUCCGCCCAAGGACGUCACAGCUCCACGUGGUCUGACACUGAUGGUUUGGCGGACCGGCUGUCUGAACUGUCCCUGGCAGUGCCCCCCUCUCCUCGCCCCUCUGAGUACUCCCCCUCACCACUCCCCUUCAAGCACAUCUCGUACAUAGACGAGGGCAGCAGCAGCAGUAGCGACGGUGAGGGAGAGUGCGAGGGUCGGGGCUAUCCGCAGACCGACGCCAGCACCACCAGUUCUGCUCCCCACGCCUUCUCCUCGGACAGCGGGUUCUCCUCAGAGUUGUGCGACUCCACCACUCCUGCCCACCACGGCACCCGUCUCCACCGUGCCACCCGCUGGACAUCCUCCUUCCGCAAGCUCAUCCGGAGAGUGUCCAAGCGUCAGCUGAAUAACACCACCUAGACACUGAGCGUGAUCCUUCUCGUACUUGCCAAACUGUCAUUGGCCCUUCUCAGUUUCGUUAGCUCGCAACGGAGGGGUUGUUAUCAGUACUUAAUAGUUUUAGCCUUUUCCUCCAAUUGUUUUUCCAAGGAUACAUUAAGUUUAUUACGUUUGGUAAAUAAAAAGACAAGGAGUUACAACUUCAGGAAGUCAGCAAUCCAAUUAGACUUGUAACGUGAAGAUACAGUUGAAAUUAUUCAUUUUCUUGAGCAUUGGUGAAAAUCUUGUAAAUAUUCGACUCACCAAUCUCACGUUUGUUCUACUGCGAAGUAAAUUGACGCACAGAUGGUCAAGAACGGGUUCAGCAUUUCAAAUAAGGAAAGUCUUGUAAAGACACCUGUUCCAAAUGAAAGGUGCUAUAUUUACUACAAUUUUCGUGUGUUUACUGGAAAAUAAAAAACCCUCACUGAGAAGAAUAUAGUUACGAGCAGACACGUGUAGUGUGCUGUGAAGGGCUCACAUGGCAGCUUGUGUUCCUUGCAGUAGAUGUAUGCUCAUCUCUCAGUUGUGAAGUCUCCUAUCGGUUGUGCCUCUUAUUUCUAUACACGAGUUGAGAGUAUUAGUAUUUUUUUGCAUUUAAUAUAUGUGUAAACCAUGAUCACGUGGGUUCUUUACUGAUUAGUUCGCCUGGUGAUGUUGUCUCGUCUCAGGUUUGUUGGCUAAACACUUUCCCUCAGUACAAUACAACAUUCGGCUCUCGUGCAAUAAACACUUGUGCUCAAUAUAUUGUAAUAGACAUUAUUCACUGUAACUCUCGAUUCAUCUGUUUCAUACCUACUGUUAGAUAGAUUAUUUUAAUGGUAGUAAAAUUUAAUGGAAACCGUUAUGAAGGAAUAAAACGUAGGUUCGAAUUCAAUAUCUCAGUGCAAUUAAAAAAAAAAUGUCCCUUAUUUCAAGUUUGGGAAAAGACUAGAUGUGUGGCUGCCAUCUUGAACCAUCAUAUCAUGAUGGUGUACAAAUAAGAUUGUUAAUUCUUAAGAUACGUUUAUUGUUAUAAAAGUAAAACACAUUUAUGUUUUCAGCGGUUUUUUGAAAUUGUAUGUGAAAAAUUUCCUCAGUAUUCAGGGGAUCCCAUUUUGAAAUUUUACAAUAUUAAAAAAACUGCCAGAUUAGAAGCUGUUGGAUCUAUUAUUACAUGAAUUUUAUAAUAACAUAACUUAAUUGUGAGGUAUUGUUGCAAGCUUUUCAAAAUUGUGUUUCAGAAAAACGCAAACAGUUAUUAAAAAACUUGUUUGAAACAAAAUCAAGAUAAUGAUUUUGAAUUCAGUCUUAAAUAAUAUUUCUUGAUUAAAAAAAUAUUUUACAACUACAAAAUAAAUGGCCGUAAUUCAAUUCAGUCUUUUUUCUGUUUCAAAAGUGAAUUUAGUUCCACUGUCUGUGUUUUUCUGACUUUGGAAUUUUGGUUGGUUUAAAUUUAAAAGUUUUCAGUAUUCAAGCUUUAUACUAAUGAAUUUUCCAAAACAUUUCCUAUCAAAUAUUUACUAAUUAAGUUUAUAUUAUUGGGUGUUCAAUGUAAAUAGAUUCAUAAUAGUUAAAUUGCUUUUUUUUAAUGUUCAAACUAUAGCAGAUAUGGUAAUAGCCAACAAAGGUGUACUUGUAUAUAUCUGAGACAUUUUUAUGAGACACAAUGUUUAGUACAAUUAUUCCGAAUUUUAUUUUGUUUUCAUCUUGGCUGUGGAGGUUAACUCAAGUAUAUGAAAUUAUAUAAUAUAAAUAUUAUGUAAAAUUAGAACAUUUCGCAUAUAAAAUAUAGGACAAAUUAUUAACUACUGUUAAAAUAUUAGAAUCAAUUAACUUAGUAUUUAUAAAUUUUAGUCUUCUUUUAAAAAUAAAAUCUAUUUUAACUAUGAUAAAGGAAACCUACAAUAACCUAGUUGUAGACACGCUACAGUAACAGGUGUUGUACUUAAGUAAUCAUGUAGUAACCGUAUCAUAAUAGAAGCUUGAAAAUUCAAAAUAUAUACUGUAGAUUAGGCUGCACAGAUUAGUCAUUUCUGCUAACAUGUUACAAAUUCCAUAUAAAAUAGUACAAAAGUUAGUCAACUUCAAAACAUAUAAUUAGAUAAUGUUAAUCGUCUGAAAAGUCUACUACUACGUUUUAUAAAACAGUUUAGUUGUUGAAAAGAAAAAAGUUUAGUAUACAUAACCUAUAAAUUAUCAUUACAAUACAAUACAGUCUACAAAUACUACAUUAAUUAUAAUAGCUAUUAAUUUAUUGUACAUAUCAUUGUGAUUCCUCUAACGUUUUACCUGGUGAAGUAUAUCAGAGCAAAAUUGAUAAUUACACGUACUCUGAUGUACGUACACACAUUCUGAUGUACGUUCACGCAUUCUGACGUACGUUCACCAGUUUUAGGGUUUGGGGAUUGUUAACAUUUUACAUAAAGUUGUUAAAUCUGUAUUUGCUGAAAUUUGUAUAACAUCAGUUUGUUUUGGGUGUUAUCUGUCUAUUACUAUGUUAAGAUAUUAAAAUAAUUAUGAGAUAUUAAAUUUAUAAACCUCUAAAAAUUAUGAAACUUAUAUGAAAAAAGGCAAAAACCACUAUAAAGUGUGUACAUUACAUUGUUUACAUUAAUUUAGGCUUUUAUGAACAGUUAUGUAUCUACAUCUCCUUAAGUUAUUCUUAAUUGAGCAAAAAUUUAAAAUGCAUUAAGAAUGUCCUGCUAUUCUCAUUCUUGUAAAUUCAGUGAUGGUGCUUAGCGAUGAUGUACUGUAUUGCUGUGGGAAUAAUGCUUGUUUUUUAAGUUUCCUUCUAGAAAACUAAAAAUAUUAAUGCAUUGAAAUUUUAUACUUGUGCAAGAGAACACAGGUUCUUCUGCAGAAAGAAUGAAAAGUCGUGAAUGACUAAUAGACUGUUACAAAAUUUGCAUUUUUUUAUGGUUUAGUAUUUAUUGCUCUGUUUGAGACUGAGUAUAAAUACUACACAGGCCAACCAUUUUUUUACCUUAUUCUACUCAUUAAUUCACUUGAACCUUUACAAGGAAACACUUUUGUUUGUGCUAAUGUAAUUUUAUUGGAAUAUUUUUAAGGGAGUAAUAAAUUGUUCAACAUUUUCGUUCAAGGCAUGAACAAUUGCCUAAAGUAUUCCAAUAUUUUUUCAAACAGAACUGUCAGUAAAAAAUAAACUAGACAUUUUUCAGGUUAUAAAAUGUGUUCAGGAACACUUAUAACACUUUUAAUAAAUGUAAAAUAUAUUUUAAAGUAUACAAUUUCACAAAAAAGAGAGAGGCACUAUAUUUUUAUAAAAAUGUAGUGGGAAGUUCAUUAACACUAAGUACCAACCUGAAUUAGGAUUCUUGACAUUGUGGUUUAGUCUGUUACUGAUUACAUUUGUUGUAUAAAUCUUUAUUGAUAUCUGUUAAAUAUUAAGAUGUAUUUACUUAAUUCAGCUCUUAAUUGAAACUGUUGGUUGGUUAGUUUUUAGAUCUUUUAAGAUGUUACGUCUUAAGAUGGUUUGUCAGGGUUAGUGCAGAAAAUCACUACUGAUACUUAUCUUAUGUCCAGUUUUAAUACAGUUGAUUUUUAAUCGAAAUUGCUAACCAAAUGUUACUAGUUUCUAAAAUGUUUAUAUGUUGUUUUCUGACAAUGAAUGUUGAAAUAUUGUACACCAUUGUUCUAAACAAUGAGCGUUCAGGGUUCCGCUUCAGUAUUUCAGUGCUUGAAUAGUAAAAUCGUUACAUGAAAACAUUUCAUGUUCACGAAUAGUAAAGAAGUGGAAUAAUACUACUGUGUUUGCUAAGAAUUUAGUGUUAUUGUAAGAUUAACGUUGUCGAGAGACAGAUUCUGUAAAGACUGAGUCGUCAGACAUUCCUCCACUGUAUUUACAUUCCUCAAUGUUUUAUCGCUUAACCUGUAUGUAAUGUUCCGCUGUGUUGGAUUUGUUGGUGUGGUAAAUGUUUGCAUGAAGAAGCGUAAAACCGAUGUCGUAGUGGAAUUUUUCUUUCGUUUCCCAUUACAAAAACCAAUUUAGUAUUGCAAAAAUUAAAUUAAGAGAUAUUCAGUAAGAACUUGAGCUAUUGUAACGCCAAUUUAUUUGCUUUUAAUUCCCUCCAAAAUAUACUUAUUGAAAUUAAAUAUUUUAGGGCUCCUUUUUGUUAAAGGUAAGUUUUUCUAAACUCCAUAUUUUAAGAGACAGCUGUACUAGCGGCCAUUUUGGCUUUAGCUCCAUAAGAAUGUUGUAAAACUUCAAAAAAUUUUAAAAAUAUAUGUACCCAAAUUGUUCCGUUAUAAAACUCCAUUAAAUAGUUUUAACCACAUAACAAGACAAAUAAACUUUGUUUCAAUAACUAUUUUUUAUAUGAGCAACUUUGAAAUUUAAUACAUGACGUGCAAUAAAUGUACUACCCUGGAAAAUACUUUGAAAAUAAUGUUUAUUGAAAUACUACACAAGUAUAUUGAAGAACAAAACGCGUUAUAUGUACAAAAUUAAUACAUUUCUCAAAAUAAUUGUGUAAUAAGUUACUGUUUUAUUCGGAGUUGAUGAUGUUCUCAAGUUAAAUAGUAUUUUCUGAAGAAAAGCAAUCAAAUGGCAGAGAAAGAAAUUAAGCUCCAACUUCACGACUUUAAUGAAUUUCCCAUCAAAAAUAUUUCAAUAGUAUUUCACAAUCUGUGGAAAUGAAUUGUGAAAACAACUAGACAAUGAGUUAAUGGGUUUUGUUUUGGAUUUAUUCUCACUGUUUUAUUGCUAUGAGGUUUUCAUUUCUUUCAUUUUAGUAUAAUUCAUAUCAUGUUAAUUAGUCAAAAUGAUCUCAUCUAAAACAACUAAAGGAUAAGAAUUUGAACUAAAAUUAACCUCCAACUCUGGUGGAAAAGUGAUUGUAUGCACAUUGGUUCUGGCUUAAAAUGAGUUAAUUAUGAAAUCACCAUUUUGUAUUCUUACCUCUUCAGUUACAUCUUUUUUCUAAUGUUAUGUUGGUACCGUAUAUUUAAAAAAACGUAAGUUGUGUGGGAGUUAGUCCCCCUGAUAUUUUUUACAAUAGAAUAUUGAAAAACCCUCUUAUAUCACUUUCCUUGGUCUUUUAGAUAAAUUAAUUAGGAAACUUUUUCAUAAACUUAAUUUUUGUUACUGAUGUCCUUAUUACAUUCUGAAUAAAUAAACCAAUAUCACUUCUAUCUCCCAUUUCAUUAUUUUAAGUGCUUAUGUAUCCAAUAUAUUCUGUAAAGAUGGGCAGUAGUAGAGUUUAUAAAUAAGAAAUGAAAGAAAACUUGUUUGUAUAUAACUUUUAAAUUGUACAGAAAUAUUUGCCCGUAAAAAUAACUUAGUGGUAAUGGCAAAAAAUAGGCAAGUUGGUUCUUAGUUCUUGAUAUUUAAUUUUUUAAGGAAGUUGGUGUAAAGUAGUAACUACCAAUGAGCUUAUUAAAAGUUUUACCAUAAUUAUUUAUUCAGUAUGGUUUCCUGCAAAAGACAUUCCUAAAUAAAUCUGACUUUAGAAUUUAAAUGACCAUGUUUUUUAAUGUUUGCCCAUUUAAUAAAUUUUAUAGAAGCUUUGUUUGAACUUGAACCUUUAUGUUUUUCUUCUUGUAGUAUUAAAUAGAUCAUUAUAAAGUUCUACCCAGAAACUAUUUCUUGAGCAUACUCUAAUAAUAAAUAGUUUGUUGACAUGUAUUUGUUGGUUUUGCAAACCCUAAAUCGUUUAGAACACAAUCAAUUUAUUGCUAGUUUUAUUGCAUAUGUAAUUAAUUUAGCAACUGGUGGUAGAAGCAUGGAGUCCAGCCUCAAUAACUUGUAUACCAUCUGGCUCUCUGAGAGCCUCAAUGAUGUUGAGGCCCUCAAGAAGUGGUUUGAGUUAAUGAGGAACUCUCAAGUCGGUCAUUUCACCACAGCUCAAGUAGGGCGCUCGGCGUGGGCCUGGAAAUGGAGCGUCUCCAUACAACGGGUUUACUGAACACACACAUUUACUGUAAAUAGAACAUUUAUUUAAAAUACAAAAAUCCAGAUUUAUUAAUAUUAAUGGUUUCUUAACAUAAGUAAACCUUGGAAAGUGUAACAAGGAAUAUUUACAACAAUUUGUUAGAAUAAAAUAUUGUUUUAAGUAAUAA